This is a messenger RNA of Oppia nitens, 810 nucleotides long. RefSeq names its product transmembrane protein 8B-like. NCBI's taxonomy places the organism in Eukaryota, Metazoa, Arthropoda, Arachnida, Sarcoptiformes, Oppiidae. The record is from RefSeq and is a predicted model, not a curated record. Bases 85 to 810 code for a protein of 241 amino acids. The transcript is spliced from 4 exons. Gene Ontology annotation, cellular component: plasma membrane.
UAUACUUUAGUCAUCAAAAAUGGUAUAAUUAUUAUUAGCGCAACAAAUCAAUUAAAGGUUUCAGUUAAUGAAUUUGUGGUAAAAAUGUUUAUUAGUGGCAAUUAUUCAUCAGAUAAUUAUAAUUCUGAUAAUUUGAUGUCAGAUUACGUCGAGUUUUUGCAAAGUUUGUUAUUAAUUGUUAGCAAUUUCUUUCUGCUUCCGGCCGUCUAUUUGGCCCUAAAAUGCAAAUAUUUAGGCGAAGCUUUCAUCUAUUUUUUGACAAUGUUUUGUUCGAGUUUUUACCACUUGUGCGACAACGACCACAUGAGAUAUUGUAUAAUCAACUACGAAGUGUUGCAAUUUUGUGAUUUUUAUAGCGCUAUACUAACCUUAUGGGUCACAGCUAUCCUCAUGUCUGACAUACCAUACGAGUGGCGAUCAGUUUUACAUUUGACGGGAUCACUAUUUUUUGCCGGACUAUUACGAUCCAAAACUACGGGUGCCAUCAGUUUUGUYGUGCCGGCUGUCUGUUCACUGGUUCUGUUAGGACUUAGUUGGGUAUAUCAAUGUUAUUGUAUGAGAAUAAUGCCCUCCAGCCUGUCAUAUAGCAACUUAAUACCCGGUGCUGUACUCGGGGUGAUCGGUGCUGUCAUGUUUGUGUCACAAGUGACCAUAUUUGGUCAUUUAUACGGUUAUACUCACUCAGGUUGGCACAUAUGUAUGUCAUUAUCCAUAUCCUUUCUAUUACCCAAAACACUAUUAAAUCAAUACCAUUGUCCCCAAUAUUUCGAUACAUUGGAUAUACUUCCCACUUCUAAAUUUGAUAUUUAA